This is a messenger RNA of Pseudoliparis swirei, 2036 nucleotides long. It is a transcript of the gene eepd1, whose product is annotated as endonuclease/exonuclease/phosphatase family domain containing 1. Lineage: Eukaryota; Metazoa; Chordata; Actinopteri; Perciformes; Liparidae. The record is from RefSeq and is a predicted model, not a curated record. Bases 347 to 2017 code for a protein of 556 amino acids. The transcript has 8 exons. Gene Ontology annotation, molecular function: DNA binding. Gene Ontology annotation, cellular component: plasma membrane. Gene Ontology annotation, biological process: DNA repair.
AGCGUCUCGCUGUCAGAGGAGCGCAUGCGGAGGCCGACCUGUGGCCAAUCACCCGGCGGACUGUUGGAGGGCAAAGUUUACGCAGCAACCUAAAUAUCCAACUCCUCUAUCUCCAGAGGACACGCGCACAGGCUGCUGCUGCUGUGUGUGUGUGUGUGUGUGCUUUAACCGGCGCGUGCGUGGGUCUCGUGCAGCAUGUAGCCAGGACUGUGGACAGCUGCUAUAUGCCGGUUCUCUCUCGCUCUGCCCUGGCCCUCUGCGUGCUCCCCCCCGGUCCCCGUCCCCGUCCCCGGUCCCGCUGCCCACCGAUCCGAGCCCCCCGCCCCCGCGGUGACCCGCCGGAGCCAUGGGUGGGAGUCUGGGCUGCCACCGCUCCAUCCCCAAGGACCCCACGGACUUCAGCUGCGGCAAGCGCAAAUUCAGCGCCGCGUGUAACUUCGGACACAUCCUGGUUAACCAGGAGCGGCUGAACAUCAACACGGCCACCGAGGAGGAACUCAUGACUCUCCCGGGAGUCAACCGCGUCGUUGCGCAGAACAUCGUGGAGUACCGGGACUGCAUCGGCGGGUUCAAGAAGGUGGAGGACCUGGCUCUGGUGUGCGGCAUCGGGGCCACCAAGCUGGAGGUGAUCAAACUGGAAAUCUGCGUCUCCAGCAGGACCAGCUCGUCGCAGCAUUCCCCGUCGUCGCUGCGCAAAGAUCUGGAUCACCAGCCGUGCACCGGGAUGAACAUCAACACCGCGACCCCGGCGCAGCUCAUGAGCAUCCGAGGCAUCACGGAGAAGAUAGCCAAGAACAUCGUGUCCUACCGGGCGCAGCACGGCGCCUUCAGGAGCAUCGAGGACCUGGUGCGGGUCCACCACAUCAACAGCUCCCUGCUGGACAAGAUCCGCUUCCAGGUGUUCGUGGAGCGCUCCAGGGCGCCGUCCACCAACACCAAUGGAGGGCUCACCUGCACCACCAAGUCCCACCCGAGUCCGACUUCGUUCAGUCUCACGAGCGACGACCUGGACUUCCCGCCCGGAGGACCGACCCACGUCGUGUCCGUGCGGCCCGACGCGGAGCCCCCGUGCGGGCUGCGGGACGGGAAGCCCGUGGUGCGCGUGGCCACCUGGAGCCUGCAGGGCUGCUCCUGCGACAAGGCCAACAACCCGGGGGUCAAGGAGGUCGUGUGCAUGACCCUGCUGGAGAAUAACAUCAAGCUGCUGGCCGUGCAGGACCUGCUGGAGCGGGAGGCUCUUGAGAAGUUCUGUGUGGAGUUGAACCAGGGAACGCUGGCCAGCAUACGCAAGUGGAAAUGGCCACGAGGGCUGUGGAAAAGUGUCGUGUCUGAAAAACCAACUGGACACUCCAGCAAGGGAGCGAGCUACUCUGGCUUUCUGUGGGACACGUCGUCCGGUAUUGACCUGAAGGACGCUGCAGUCCUGGAGUCUCCGGUCGUCAAUGGCAACGGAAAUCAUGCCUCCCCCCGACUCUACCUGGCUCACUUCUCUGUGGGUUCAUACGAGCUGUCGGUGGUGAACGUCCACAUGCAGGCCAGAGCCGCACCGGGAGAGUCCAACGGCAAGAACCACAACACGGACGAGGCCAAGUGUCCGCACCUCCCCCCCAGCAUCCAGGAAACACUCAAAGCUGAGAAGGAGCUGCUGGUGCUGGGAGACUUUGGCUCGCCCGCUCAGAGCUCCGAGCUGGACGUCCUGAGGAAGGAGAAGCUCUGUGCCCUGGUGCCGUCCUCCCAGUUCACCAACAUCAGCACCCGCUCGCCACAGGGCACCCGCUGUCUGGACAACAUCUGGCUGAGCCGCUCCCUCAAGAAGAUCUAUUCUGGCCACUGCACGGUGGUGCGGGAGGGCUUGACCAACCCCUGGAUCCCGGACAACUGGUCGUGGAGCGGCGUGGCGUCGGACCACUGCCCCGUGGUGGCCGAGUUCUACGCAGACGUACCCCCGAAGGAGAUGAGCAGGCCCGGCAUGUCCGUGGUGGACAGAGGGGACGUGAUACCCAAACACGAGCGGUGACCACGUCCGCCCACACGGG